GGCGCGGGGCCGGAAGUCCGGCGAGGGGCGGCGCGGACCUCCCCCGGCGGGACCGCGGCCGUUGGGGCCGUGGAGUCGGCGGCGGCUCCGAGCGCAGGGCUCCAGAUGGAAGCAGCUCCAGAGCCCGGACAGGGGGUCUGCUGCAAGCCUGGCGGGCGGCUGGACAUGAGCCACGGCUUUGUGCACCACAUCCGACGGAACCAGCUGGCCCGGGACGACUAUGACAAGAAGGUGAAGCAGGCGGCCAAGGAGAAGGCGAGGAGGCGGCACACGCCCGCGCCGACGCGGCCCCGCAAACCCGACCUGCAGGUGUACCUGCCGCGACACCGAGGGCUCAGUUCAUGUCGUCCCUUCCCGGAACCCUCACCUCGACGCUCCCCUUUCUCCACUCACAUUCUCCCUGAGAACAGAGAAGAUGGCUCUACCCACCCAAGCAACCCAGACUGUGAGGAGUCCGGUGAAAGCAGCAGUAGUGGCAGCUCCGAGCCAGAACCUUCUGGCCAUCAGCUCUUCUGUUUAGAAUACGAGGCAGACAGCGGAGAGGUCACCUCAGUUAUUGUGUAUCAGGAUGAUGAUCCAGGAAGGGUGAGUGAAGAGGUGUCAGCACACACGCCUCUGGAUCCACCCAUGCGAGAGGCCCUCAAGUUGCGCAUCCAGGAGGAGAUUGCAAAGCGCCAGAGCCGACAUUGACCAGGCUGAAGGCUUUCUCACCAGGCUGGAUUCACUGCCCAGGGAGCUCACUCCUAGUUUGGGGGUGCCAGGACCAGUCUGAGCUGAUCUUGAGACACACACACACACACACACACACACACACACACCCCUGAGCUCACACAUACGCAGGAACAGUGUUGCAGGGACAAGCCUAAUCAUCUCCUUUGCAGCCAUUCUUUCUUGUAUGUUGGCCCAUUUGACCAGCUUAGUAUUCUGGGAUUUGAGAAUUUUGUUUGGCUAGCUUGGUGUUCUAGAAGCAGAGACUCCAGGGACAGCUGAGGUGUAUGAAACCUUAUGCCAACAUGCUGCUUUCUUACUGAAGUCCUAUGCAAUGGGACAUCUAGUCACUGCUGCUCUACCCAGCUCAAUGAACUGUGUUUGUUGUUCUAUGGUUCCUUUGUUCCUUGCUUCUGCUCACUUCUGUCCAUAUUUUCUAGACCUUUCUUCCAGCCAUUUCCUUGUUCUUUCCAUUCCCUCAUCUUUGUCUCAGAAUCCAUCAGUUCCACCCCACCUCCCAAUGUGACUUCGCCUCCCAGCUGCUCAGGACUUUGAAGGUGGGGAGUUGGGGGGGGGGGGGGGCUACCUUCCUGAUAAGCUCUCCCAGUAAUUCCAAUACCAGUAAAGUGGGAGAUCUUCAUUUUUGAGACUGACUUGCAAGCAUGUAUCCCACCCCUUCCAUGGCUUUUGCAAGUUUCGCUUAUACCGCACUGUUUGGCACUGUCUAGAUAAAGAGACCUAGGAGGAUGAUGCCAGAACUCAACUGCAAGGAUUUCUUGCAGCAAAACCUGCCUUGGUUAGAGCUAUGGGAUUCCAGUUUUCAGCCUCAUCCCUGGCUGUGAACAGACCAUCCUCUGCUCAGGCUAAGGGGGAAUUAUCAAAACAAGCUUGAAGCUGACUCUCCAAAUGUGAUUUAACAGUCCUGAAUGUACAUACAAAGGGAAAUUCAACAUGAGCAAUAAUUGUCUAUUUGGACCCCUAGUUGCAAAAAAAAAAAAAAAGGCCAAACAAUGGCAGCGAAAUGAGCCUCUCUCAUCUGCCCUUCCCUUGCCCCAUUCUUUCUCCUUUUGUAUUUCCCAAGAGUAUAUAAACGGAGAUCCUUAGGGUAAAGAUCCUAGGAAUAUCACUGCUUUCACCUCAGUGAAUGUUUUCCCUAACACAGGGUUAGGCUAAGGUCUGAGAAGUUCAUAAGACAUCCUAUGCACUGCAGUUCCAAGCCACUUCAGAUUUCCAGCAAUUGACCUAACCUCAGUGACUGGAAGUACGGGGUUUAAGUGAGCCCAUGAACACUAAGACUUCUUGAAACCAAAGUCCCCAUGCCCCAGGGGUUUCUCUACAUCAGGGUCUCAAGAUCUGCCUGGCUGUUCCAUCUCAGCAGCUUUUCUCUUAAAGGACACCUAAGGGCACUGUUGGUUUGUGCCCUACACCCCUGAAAAUCUACCACCUCAGAAACGGGGCAAGGCAACUACUUAAACUAACUGCAUCAUUAGAAUCCAGUAAGCCACAGCUUGCAGUGCCAGAGAAAUUCUGGGAAGGUGAGUGAGGUAGAUAAGUUAGAUGGGCCUGGUUGUGAAGGGAGCCAGGGACCAGAGUGUUCCUGACCCACAGAGCUGGCCCAAGGUUAAAUACCUUAAACUUGCCAGUCCUGGGCUCAGUUCUACUUUCAGGGGAGAAAAUCUGCCUGCUGCUUAUUCAGCCAGGCUAGAAGUGCCUUUUGACUUACAAUGUUGACUACCCUCUAGAGCCUCUAAGUCAAGGAGGCCAUGCCAUACUCUAUGCCCAAUCUUCCCUGCAGCUCUGAGGACUGGGGAUUUUAGUCUUCCAGCUUUUCAACUGAUCUUCUGACUUGGAAAUAGGAUUUCACUGGAACUCUUAGGCUUCCUAGUCUGGAAAUACUUCUUGGGUCUGUCUUCUCACAACUGGAUGGCCUAUUUCACGGAUUUAUUAAAGAAUUUAGAAACAAGACCAGAAGAAGAAGCCAGAGGCAUGGUACCUGAAAUUCUAGCCUCCAUUCCUGUUUGUGAGAAGGGAAGUGUGUACCUAAUGUGACCUUUUUAUGUGUCUGUCAUGUAAUCCUCACACUCUCAGGUAAGAGAUUGAUGAAAACUCCUUGUUUGUGAAUUUAUUUUCUUAAGGCAUUUUGCGUAUCAAGUUCAUGUAGAAUGUUUUCCACCCAAGAAAGCAUCCUAAUUCUUAAUUUAAGCAGUAGGACUAUAGAAAGCAUUAAGCCUAGUACUUAAAUGAGAGGUUGUCCUUUAAGGGAAGCCUGUUGGUAGUGAUGCUGCCACUGCUCCAGGUAUGCCUAAAGCACUUCUCUGGUGAUAUAGCCCUCAGCCAGUUGACAGCUUUACCGCUCAGGCUCAUUGCUUAUUGCCACCCCUCAGUCUGGGUUCCAGGAUGGUACUGGUACUAUGCAGUUGAUUCACCAGACUGGCCUCCAAAUAUCUUCUAGCUGUUUUCAAAAAUCAGUGCUUUGCCAUCAAGGAGCAUGUUACAGAGCAUUUCCCACAGGUUCUAGGGAUGUCACAAAGAAGACUGCCCCAUACUGUUUGGUACAGUGGCAACAGUGUCAGAUUAACUGGAGCUCUUAGGCAGGCUGCUUCAGAAUGAACACUCAUUUGACUAGACACAUUCUUGGCUGUCUUAAAAAAAAAAAAAAAAGUCUGGUAGCCUCUUUGAUGUAUCUCAUGUAUCUCAUGAUGUAUCUCAUGUCCAUGAAUGUUCUCCACUUAGGUCUUGGAUUUUAAGGCUUUCUGUUUCCUGGGCCACCAUGGAUGAUAUAAUAAAUAGAAGGAAUCUGGGGUUCUUAGGGGCUUUGGGCUGCAUAAGAGUAAAUACUAAAGUUUGAGUUCUAGCCAGUUGGCAAGCAUAUAAGUCUUUGAAGAAUGUAACACAAGAAGGGAAAACAAGAAUGUAAAGCUUUUUGUACUGAGAGUAGGAGUCUGGCACUUGGCCAGCCAGUAGGACCAAUGUGGGCAAUAACAUGCUUCUCCCUAUGUAUGAGUCUCUGAAAGGGGCAUUUCACCUCCAUGGUCCACUCUGAAGGGCACUGCCAACUAGAGAUUUAGCCCAUGGGACUGGAAGAAAACACCUUGAGGUAGUGUGUAUCCAACCUGCUAUGCAUUUGCCAGGAUGCAUGGAUAGUAGGGUAGAGGAUCCCCAGCUGGUUUACAAGUAUACAUGAGACCUUUGCAUAUAGAAAGAGGAAUGGGGACAGAUUAUUUUCCUACCUCUUGGGAGAAUCAGCAGAGAUUGUUAACAAUUUUCUGAAACAUUUUAAGCUCCCUUGUUGAAUUCCUAUUAUUUAGGACUCAGAUGGUAAGAAACCAUAGGCACCCACCCCAAAUUUCUCCAGUAGUUAGAGUGACACUAAAAGUAAAAACCGUCUGAAUAUUUGGCUCCUUUUCCUUCUCAGAGCCUCCAGGAUGAGGGGUUGGUUGCACUGGUCAAGUUGUGUUAAAUGCGUAACAAGCCAUAUAUUAUUCUGUUUUCUCAUUUCCAAUGUUUCUGCUGUGUGAAUGAAGUGUGCAAUUAUUUGAAAAUCUUGGAAGGAAGGUACUUUUCAAAAACAGUAUUCUUUUUAAGCAAUAAACUAUUUUUACAGCA
This is a messenger RNA of Canis lupus familiaris (dog), 4314 nucleotides long. RefSeq names its product chromosome 17 C2orf68 homolog (gene C17H2orf68). The record is from RefSeq and is a predicted model, not a curated record. The transcript is spliced from 5 exons. Lineage: Eukaryota; Metazoa; Chordata; Mammalia; Carnivora; Canidae. The coding region runs from base 106 to 690 and encodes 194 amino acids.